AUGGACCAUUACAUUGGAAACCACAAGUAUCUACCUUUGAGAAGAGGUAUGCGAUGCUUAUACAGGAGCGAUGGAUCGCUCCCUCCAAAAGAUGCACCUGACCAUGUUCUAUUCCUCACCGAUAAAACUGCGAACUCUUACAUGGCAACGACUGGCGAUAUUCGAAUCCUCGAACUUCUCCCUGGGUCAUUCGCCGAUCCUCUACAAUGCCGAUUGCGUGUUGCGGCAAUCGAAAACAACCCAGCGUACGAUGCACUUUCGUACAUGUGGGGUGAUCCAUCAUUACCCAAGACUAGUAUUUACCUCGACGAUGAAAUUUUCCCUGUGACUCAAUCACUCGAAAACGCUUUGAGGCACAUGCGCCUGCAGGACAGCAUACGCUAUCUUUGGGCAGAUGCUGUGUGCAUCAACCAACGAGACAAAAAGGAGCGCGGGAAUCAGGUUUAUCUGAUGAAAUAUAUCUACUCUGGAGCCGAUACUGUGAGAGUCUGGAUUGAUGUAGAGCUUUCUCCUAAGGAUGCCGUUGUUCAAAAGCUCUUCACUCUUGAAGUGCAGGGACCCGUCAAUCAGUUGGGCGAUGAUCCCGAGUUCUGGAAAACGCUUCUCCCGCUUCUUCAGAAUGAGUACUGGGACAGGCUCUGGAUACAACAGGAACUUGUCUUCGCACCGAAAUUGGUGUUCUACUGCCGAGGGGUGGCUAUCCCCGGGGACUGCUUGAUGGCAUUUCAACAUCAGAUCUCCCGAAAAUUGACUGGUAGGGGACCAUUUGAUACCGAUAAUUCAUGGAGCUUUUUCAGACCGUUGGAAUCGACCGUCAAGGCUCCUUCGCGGAAUCUAGCCUAUUGGCGAGCGAUGAUGGAUAGCAAGGUGCCGGUUGAUCCACUCACUCUCGAACCGAAUCUUACUCUUUCCAUGCCAAAGACGGUAUGGCAACUUGAUCCCAAAAAAUGGGGCUCGCACCUCAGUACGAGCCCGAUUUACUUAUUCGGUAUGUUGCGGCAGUCACAGGCCUUGAAGUUAACGGAUCCAAGAGACCGGGUGAGAGCCGUCCUAAACCUAGUCAUCGACUAUCAAGACGCUGGUGAAGAAGUGGGUUACGAAGAAGAUCUUGCCAAAGCCUACCUUCGCCCUACUCGACUACUGCCAUGGAAAUGUAACGGCCUUCAAUUUUUGGCCAUGGCGAAAACUUGUACCAGUCCUGAUGCUGAAAUCAAAGGCUUACCUUCGUGGGCCCCGAACUGGAAUUCGCCGGGAAAGGCGGAAUAUUUCUUGAGUUCUUUCCAUGCCGCGGGAGACUUGCCCACAUACAAUAUGCCCUUUCUUCCGCACAAAAGGUAUGAUGAUAUUCUACACGUCAGGGGAUUUCAGUAUGCUAAGGUUGACCAAACGCUUUCAACUACCGAGAACGCCUCAAUUCCCUUCUUGGUAUUGUCAAACCUAUUCAUUGCAGUUGUAAACUCCCCCGUAUGCCACUAUGGCGAUAUCAAAAAGCUUGCAUUCACUCUCACUGGUCCAGCUAUGGCUGAGCUCCGCAUAGCCCGCGACUACUUUAGCGAAAGCGAAGCUGUUCUCUACACGGGCGUCUUGCUUGAUUACUCUUUCGUCACUCCCGGACUUCGCAUUGUCGAUCUGCUUCCGUAUGCAACAAAUUUAUACGAAGAUCCACAGAGGGAAUUGAGAUACGCACUACUAGCUUUGCGAAAGUUUCGUCCUCUUCGUCCCUCAUGUCUUCAUUGGCUCGACCUUGAAAAGGAAUCCGCUGCAGUUGAGAAGAUCGUAGACCAAACUGAGCACUUCGGGCAUUUCAUUCAGCUGGUGCAUAAGACUUUAUCCUCAGGAUGCUUGGCAUCUUUAUCUCCUAUCGCUACUCCUAAAAUCACGCCUACCAUCACUCUUGCUAUCACGGAAGGAAAGGCCUUGGUGAAACCUGGUGAUGAGAUAUGGAUACUGUUCGGCUGUCCAACGCCUAUGGUGCUUCGACGAGCCAAGCCAUACUUUCUUGUUGCCUCCCCCGCCUACGUCUUUGAUAUCAUGAAUGGAGAAACGAUGGAUGGGGUGAAAACUCCCGAUGACAAAUUCGGGGACUGGCCUAUGACGCGGAAAGCAAGAGAGAUGAAGCCCGCUUCUAGAAUGCCAUACGUUUCAGGAAAAUACAACUGGAAGGUGGAAGUAAUUUGCCUGCGAUGA
Molecule: messenger RNA, 2187 nt
Organism: Alternaria burnsii
Lineage: Eukaryota; Fungi; Ascomycota; Dothideomycetes; Pleosporales; Pleosporaceae
Exons: 1
Coding region: 1-2187 (728 amino acids)
Source: RefSeq, a predicted model, not a curated record